ACGAAUUUACGUGUGUACAUUUUGAAACUAUAGUGAAAACGUGUUUGAAAACUCUACUUUAACGUGACAUAAUUUUUAAAAUGCCGGUCGAUUCGCGUAGAUUGCAGGGACCUGAAAGUGCGUUUUCUUACACAUUGCUGGAAAAAAAGGAUGCCAACGCAGAAGAAUCUAUAUUAUCUGCUGAUAUGCAGAAAAUGUUGAUUGACAGCAAGCAAAUCCGAAAAGAUAAACGAAAGCCUACUGAUGCGAGACCACUAUUUUUGAGAACAGGAAUCAUUAGCCAGGCAAAAGGCUCAGCAUACAUAGAACAGGGCAACACAAAAUUGGUUUGUGGUGUCUAUGGUCCACGUGAAGUGCAGAAGAAAUCAGAUUUCAGACUAAAUGGUCAACUCUUCUGUGAAUUCAAAUUUGCCCCAUUCUCUUGUCAAAAGAGACGAAGUCAUCAACAAGAUAAUGAAGAACUUGUACUAAGUGGGCUACUAAGGGAAGCAUUGGAAGCUGCAGUUUGUCUUCAUCAUUUCCCCAAAGCUCAAGUUGAAGUCAAUGUUAUGGUUAUUGAAAAUGAUGGCUCACCUUUAGCUGCAGCACUCACCUGUGCCAGUUUAGCUCUUUCAAGUGCUAGUAUUCCAAUGUAUGACUUGGUGGUUGGAGCAUCAGUGAGACAAUUGCCCAAAGUUUUGCUACUUGAUCCCACCAAAGAUGAAGAAUGGCAACCAGAACUUAGUCAUGACCAAAACAACUCAAACCUUACUGUUGGCUAUAUGCCUUCAAUGCAGCAGGUUUGUGCCUAUGUACAUGAAGGUGUUUCAAACACAGAAGAUCUUGAACAGAUGCUGAAACUUGUGACAGAGUAUUGCUUGAAAGUUCAGCCGAUUGUACAACUUUGUCUGAAAGAAACAGUCGAGAAGAUGCUCGCAAACGAAGGUGAAAAUAAAGAUGCCGAAUAGAA
Molecule: messenger RNA, 949 nt
Organism: Daphnia carinata
Lineage: Eukaryota; Metazoa; Arthropoda; Branchiopoda; Diplostraca; Daphniidae
Product: exosome complex component MTR3-like
Exons: 4
Coding region: 81-947 (288 amino acids)
Biological process (GO): nuclear mRNA surveillance; U4 snRNA 3'-end processing; rRNA catabolic process
Cellular component (GO): nuclear exosome (RNase complex); nucleolus; cytoplasmic exosome (RNase complex)
Source: RefSeq, a predicted model, not a curated record